This is a messenger RNA of Fonsecaea monophora, 654 nucleotides long. RefSeq lists its product as hypothetical. The coding region runs from base 1 to 654 and encodes 217 amino acids. Lineage: Eukaryota; Fungi; Ascomycota; Eurotiomycetes; Chaetothyriales; Herpotrichiellaceae. The record is from RefSeq and is a predicted model, not a curated record. The transcript is spliced from 2 exons.
AUGGCCCAGGCAACCGAAAUUGUCUUCUUACCCCUCAAAGAGGGGAACGAUCCUCACGGCGAACAGUUGAAGGGAACGAUUGAAACCAUCCUCAAGCGUGGUGGACCGUUGCGCCUCUAUUCUGGUCCUCAGGUCGAACACCCCAACAUUCACAAUUUGUUCAUCGAUUGGACUAGCAUCGGCCAUCAUGAGAAGUUCAUGGAGUGGGAGGGAUAUAAAAGCUUUCUAGAUGGCGCUGUGACCCAAUGCGAGAAACCACCCAGUCUCUACCAUGUCCAUUUCGAACCAUUCCCGCCGUCUGCGGCUUUCUCAGAGGUAACCGAAUUUAUCACAAUUUACUUCCCUGCCAACUAUUCGGCCGAGGACCAAAAGACGUUUCACGAAAACAUGAAGAAGUUUGGGGUGAACGUGACGCGUGACUGGGAAGGAUGCAGGGGUGCCGUGGGCGGUUGGGUCGCAGAAGAGCUCGAAGACCCCAAGACCUCGGAGAAAGCCAGAGCCUACGUCGAGCUCAUUGGAUGGGAAAGUGUGGAUUCGCACAUGAAGUACAGGGAAACACCGUCAUUUAAGGACAACGUCCCUCUCCUAAGGGGUGCUAAGGAUCUGAAAAAUUUGGCGAUGGUUCAUGUCGCAACGAAAGAGGUCAAGGCGUGA